AUGUGGCGGUGGCGCUAUGUGAGCGGCCCGCAGCUGCACGGCUUCCGACACUACAAGUACAGUGCUGUGGAUACAAAUCCUUUAUCUGUGUAUAUUAUGCAGCCCAUCUGGAAUAAAAUUAUUAAGAUAGUGCCUUUGUGGAUUGCUCCCAACCUGUUAACAUUCUCUGGAUUUGUCAUGAUUUUAUUUAAUUAUUUUUUAAUAUCUUUUUAUGACUGGGACUACACUGCCUCAGGUACCAGUCCUGGACUUGUUCCCACCUGGGUGUGGCUGUUCAGUGCUUUUACCACCUUUUGUGCUUAUGCUUUAGACUCCAUAGAUGGGAAACAUGCUCGAAGGACUCAGUCCAGUACUCCCCUGGGAGAGCUAUUUGACCAUGGGCUGGAUAGCUGGGCUACCUCCAUUUUUGUGCUUUCCUUUUUUUCUGUCUGUUCCCGUGACAAUGGGAAGAGUGGAGUUUCUGUAUAUACAAUGUAUAUAUAUUUAAGCAUUGUCCUGUUUAACUUCAUGUGCUCACACUGGGAGAAAUAUAACACAGGAGUUCUUUUUCUUCCUUGGGGAUAUGAUAUAAGCCAAGUGGUGUUAAUAGCAGCAUAUCUGCUCACUGGUACUGUUGGUGUGGAGGUCUGGCAGAAGCCUUUGCUCUUUGGUUAUUAUAUUACAGAUGUAUUAGUUAUCCUGCUCAUAGGCUUCAGUUUGUUUCUGUCAUUUCCACAAACACUCUACAACAUUCACAGAGCACAUUUAAAGAAAACACUGAAGAAUGAUUCUCUGUAUGAAGGACUGCUACCUCUUGUGUCACCUCUGUUGCUGUUCAUUCUUCUUACAGCCUGGGUGGUUUUAUCUCCAAGCAACAUAUUAGCAAAGCAACCCAGACUGUUUUUAUGGAUGGUUGGGGUUGCUUUCUCAAAUGUAAUUUGCAAGGUGAUCAUCUGCCAGAUGAGCAGCACGCGGCCGGAGCUGUUCCACUGGUUCCUGUUCCCGCUGGCGCUGGUGGUGUACGCGGCCAUCUCGGGGCUGCUGGGCCCCAUGGAGGAAGCGGUUCUGGCCGUGUUCACCGCCCUGGUCACGGCUGCCCACGUGCACUACGGCGUCUGCGUGGGUAGGCAGCUGAGUGAGCACUUGAACAUUUACAUCUUCUCCCUGAAGAAACGCGUCCAAGACUGAACACCUGCACUAUGAUCAGACUGGAACACUUGACAUGGAGAUUUGCAGCUCUUCUGAUGUGAUAAAUAGUCGGAAUGAAUCUGAUUAAAACAACCAAAGAAUAGAAUAGUACAGAUAUCUGAACCACUGCAACAAUGAGCUAUGCAGCCAGAUGCCUCAUCUCAGAGGAAGAUCCUGUCCAGCAGAGAACUUCACCAAGUUGUUCUGUUGAUAUUUAUUCUUCUUACCAAGCCAUGUUACUUGCCUCUCUUUUGUCUUCCUCUGCCUUACCACUGUGUCCAAAGUCCUGGAUAAAUGCAUGCUGGGUUACACAAGAUCCUUGGUUGUUUAUAACCAGCACCGGUUUUACACAGCCUAGUCACCAGUGGGACCCCAGCAAUGCAAACCCUCCCUGUGCAUCCUUCCCACUCACACAUCUGUGCCUGCUUCAUUUGCCAUAUUUAAUUUUCUCACAGCUCAUUUCUUCCACACAACCUCCUGAAAGGCUUAUGCACAUUUAGUCUUUUCCUCACCUCAUUUGAAUGUGUGAAGACAAGAGAAUGAGCUCAGAAAGCUAUGGGUACAGUAAAGUGUUUUUGAAAUGUACAGUUUUUUCCCCAUUCUCAGCAUUGAGUCUCAGCUGACCUGUCAGAAAUGUAGGCUUAACACAGCAGCAGCUGGCCCUUCUAUUGAUUUUCUAGGCAGUAACAAGCACAUUGUUUAUAUUUCAGUAGCGACAAACAAUAUAGCCUACAAAGGUAAACAGCUGAAAAUAAAUUUGGCCAGCAAACCUUCAAAGAUUUGCAUACUUCUCUUCAAAGCUAGUUUCAGUCCAACAUCAUCUACCAGUGCAAAAUGCUAAACAAGUCAUUAUUUGCCUGUAUGCUUGAAGCAAAUUCUUGUGGUUUUGGAAAAUGCCAUAGGAAAAAGAAACAAGAUUUUUUUUUUUUU
Molecule: messenger RNA, 2097 nt
Organism: Melospiza georgiana
Lineage: Eukaryota; Metazoa; Chordata; Aves; Passeriformes; Passerellidae
Product: ethanolaminephosphotransferase 1-like
Exons: 10
Coding region: 1-1167 (388 amino acids)
Biological process (GO): phosphatidylethanolamine biosynthetic process
Cellular component (GO): Golgi apparatus; endoplasmic reticulum membrane
Molecular function (GO): ethanolaminephosphotransferase activity
Source: RefSeq, a predicted model, not a curated record